CUUGUCAACUGCUACUAACGUCACUGUAGUUUUUCCCGCAGUUUGGCGUCUACGAGAUAGAAAAAUUAAAACAAGUAAUUUCUAUGUAAUUAGAUCAAUAGGACAUUUCUUUAAGUGAUUAAUAAAGCGGUGAUGUUUGGUUAAUACGAUCAUGUUUUACCUUUGAUUGUUUUGUUUGGACACUGCUGUGGUGAUUUUUGUGUAUUGGUUCGGUCGGGAACACAGGCCCACGUCUAUGCCUUAUCUCCAGCAUGGCGGAAAUAGUGUAUCCGCAAGGCUGUCGCCCCAUCACCGAUGACCUAGGAGCCGAUGAGCUGGUCCGAAGACUCAAGGUACUGGCCCACACCCUCCAGGGGUUGGGCCAGGAUGAGGGCAUGUACCAGCAGUACAUUCCCCUGGCACUCCACUUGGCCGACGACUUCUUUCUGACGCAUCCCUCGCGCGAUGUACAGCUUCUAAUUGCCUGCUGCAUUGCUGAUGUGCUCAGAGUGUACGCACCGGAGGCGCCGUAUAAAGAUCAGGAACAGGUGAAGACAAUAUUCCUGUUCCUCAUCAACCAACUCCAAGGUCUUCGUGACCCGAAGGACCCUGCCUUCAAGCGGUAUUUCUACCUGCUGGAGAACUUGGCGUAUGUGAAGUCAUUCAACAUGUGCUUCGAACUUGAGGAUUGCCAGGAGAUAUUUUGUGAGCUGUUCGUGCUUAUGUUCAAGAUUGUCAACACGGAGCACUCGUCAAAAGUGAAGUCGUUCAUGCUGGACGUCCUCUGUCCUCUCAUCACGGAGUCGGACGUCGUCUCCAAUGAACUGCUCAACGUGAUCCUCAUCAACUUGGUGGAGCCGAAUAAACGUGAACACAAACAUGCGUAUGCGCUCGCCAAAGAGCUCAUUGUUAAGACAAGCGAGACAUUGGAGCCUUAUAUACAAGGGUUCUUCAACCACGUGCUAAUUCUCGGCAAAGAGGAGAAAUCGCUCGCGAUAUUCUCAAAAGUGUACGAGUUGAUAUACGAACUGUACCAAUGCUGUCCGAGCAUUCUAUUGGCCGUGCUGCCUCAACUAGAAUGCAAAUUAAAAUCAGCGCAAUUCCAGGAGAGACUUAGCGGGGUCGCGUUACUUGCUAGAAUGUUCUCAGAACCCGGCUCCGAGCUAGCCAAGCAAUACCCAGCCUUGUGGCGAGCCUUUCUAGGCAGAUUUAACGAUAUAUCGGUACUAAUAAGGAUCAAAUGCGUACAAUAUUGCAUGCACUUCUUGGUACACCACCCGGAUCUGAGGAAAGACAUAACUGAUACGCUGAAGUUGAGGCAACACGAUGCGCACGAGCAAGUGCGCUAUGAAGUGGUCAUGGCUAUCAUAGCGACGGCCCAAAGGGAUUUCCAAGCGGUUGCCGAAUCUGAAGAUUUACUACAUUUUGUAAGAGAAAGAACUUUGGAUAAGAAGUUUAAGAUCCGUAAAGAAGCGAUGUCGGGUCUUGCGAUGAUAUACAAGAAAUUCUUGACUGAAGAAAGCGUGCCGCCUGCUACUGAACGGGCGGUACAGUGGAUCAAAGAUAAAAUCCUACACGGUUACUACAUGACUGCUUUGGAAGACCGUUUGCUAGUCGAACGUCUCCUUAACACAUCUUUGGUUCCAUAUACAUUGCCGGCUCCGGUUCGCAUGAAGAAAUUGUAUUAUUUGAUGUCAAAUGUCGAUGACAAUGCAACAAAAGCGUUCAUUGAACUUCAAAAGCAUCAAUUGGCGGUUCGUCGUACUGUAGCCGAGUGGAUAGAUUUGCACAGGAAGCCGCAGACGCCGACCGUGCAAAAGGAAUUGAUCGCUAAAGUCUUGCACAUAAGUUCCAAAUUCCUACCGGAGUCAGUGAAAGCGCAGGAGUUCCUGAAUAAGUUUUCUGGGCAUAUGAAGCAGGCGCCAGAGUUGUUGGCCGGUAUGGAGACUAUAUUGAACCCCAAUGUGAGCUGCGAAGUGUGCGUGCGUACUACUUCAAAUGUCCUAAAGAAACUUGGCCAGCCAAUAAUGACUAACUUGUAUUACAACACAGUCAAAAUGCUGUUAGAGCGAGUUAGUUCCGUGAUGAUAGAUCACGAGUCUCUGCUUAUACUGGUCGGAUAUGUGGAGGGAGCUGUGAAAGGGACCGAUCCGGCUAUAGCUGAAGAAUGCGGCAUAGACAUAAAGAAAGCGGCCGAGCGCGGACUGAAACUACUGGUGAUGCUGUCUUUCGUGUUCCCCGCACAUUUCCUUCACGAAGAUGUGCUCGAUCGUCUCACGUCAUUACUGGAAUUGGAUGAUGAAAGUGUGGCGCCUCAUAUACUAGCCGCACUCACUUUCCUUGGAAAAUACCGUCCUCUGAGCGAAGCUUGUCCGUCACUAUUUCCAAGACUGAUUACCCUCUGCAAGGCAUAUGCUGAAGUCGGCACACCUAAACAGGCCAAAAAUGCUGUCAGGUGUCUUUUCGUCAACGUCCCAGACCAACGCACUCAAAUCUUCACAGAAAUCUUGGACACUCUGAAAGCGACUCUGAACCCCCAAUCGGAACAUUACCGCACCGCCAUCGUCACACUGGGUCACAUCGCACACAACUUGCCGGACAACUUCCCUGUGCACAUCAAGAAUAUCGUCUCCAGGAAGAUAGUAAAAGAGCUUCUAGUCCGCGAAGGAGGCGGCGGUCCGAACGCGCCCGAAGAAGAAUGGUGCGACGAAGAGGAGCUACCCGAGGAGACCCGAUGCAAACUAGAGGGUCUCAAAUGUAUGGCGAGAUGGCUUUUAGGAUUGAAGAAAGAUGAAUUGUCCGCCCAGAAGACGUUUAGGAUGCUCAACGCUUUCAUUGUACACAAAGGAGAUCUUUUGCAACAAAACCAGCUGUCGAAAGCUGAAAUGGCGCACCUGAGGUUGGCGGCGGGCGCGGCCAUGUUGAAGAUUUGCGAGCAGAAGGGCGUCGGCGAUCAGUUCACAGCCGAGCAGUUUUAUAAUCUGUCGCAUCUUAUGAUUGAUGACGUUCCCCAAGUCAGAGAAACAUUUGCGGCAAAACUACAUAAAGGAUUGUCCAAGGGCAUCCCCAACAAGUGCCUGCCGCUGGACUUCAUGGGCAUGUACGCGCUGGGCGGCCGCGAGCCCGACCGCCGCAUCCGCGGGCUGCUGCGCCAGUACAUGCUGGCUGAUGUCGUGAGGCGCAGGGAGUAUGUCAGAAACAUCACCGUCGGCACUAAAGUGGAGCGCGCCGUGAGCCAGUUGCCGCACAUACUGCCCGACUACAUGCUGGUGUUCGCGGUGCCCAUCCUCACGCACGAUCCCGCAUUCACCGCCUACGACAACGUGGCUCAGCUCAAGGUGGUAAAGAAUUGUCUCUGGUUCAUACUGGAGCCGCUGAUCACUCGCAACGACCUGUACUGCUAUGGCUUCUACAAGAGUCUCGUCGAGAGGAUGAAAUGCCAUAAAGACGCUCUCAACGAGACCGACGACGCUGUUAAUUAUAAAAUGUGGGCUACGUGCGACCUAGCGAUGUCGGUGAUCUGGGCGCGCUCGUCCUCGUUCGAGCUGCGCGAGUUCCCGUCGGACGCGCGCAUCCCCACCAUGUAUUUCGCGCCGCAGCCCUCGUACUUCGUCAACACUAGGGUGUUCCUGCCGCCAGAACUGCAGUUCCAGCCCAAACGCACUACUAUAGCCGAGCCAGUGAACACUCGCGGCAAGAAGCGGCCGCGGCCCGCCGCCGAGAACACCACCAACGAUGUUGAGCCAUCAGAAGCGUCAGACACACAAAUACAAUUGCCAGGAUUGGAGCAGCCCCCCGAGACGGAACUGGAGGAACCCGCGUCCAAGCGGACGAUGAGCGAGUGAACAACCACUGAGCCCUAAGGGGUCGCACUGUAGAAUUGUAACACUUGUCGCUUAUUGUAAGAAAUUUGUAGCUGUAUAUUAUGAUAGGUAAAUGUGAGUUACAUAUUUAUGAACACAUAGUCUAAUCUGUAUGUAUUUGGAGUUGAAAAUUUGAAAUUGUUUGUUUUGUAAUUUGAAAGAUCUCCUCUUUCUUGGAGGGUUAAGUAGAGAUUGCAUCUUUCUACUUGCCAGGAAUGUAUGAAAAUGUAAUACGCUGCAAUUAAAGUAAAAGACUUUGACUGAGAAUUUACCUUAUUUUGAGAACUUAUCAUCAAUUGCAAUAAUAAUGCUAGUAAUAAAAAUGUGGUGAAAAAUUUAAAACAAAAUUACUCUUCUGAAAAUUGAAGUGACCAAUACAUACGUUGUUCCACCUAACUUUCCUGUCCAAAAAUAGACUGUAAUGAACAAACUUUCGCAUUAAUAAAUUAUGUAUGUAAGCGACAAGUGGUAAUAAUGUCUAUAAAAUGCGUCCAAUGUGAAUAUACUCGCCCAACGUAAUAUUUGUUUGGGCAUUACUGUCUUUAGAAAGGAGUCGGGUUUUCAUACGCUUACUUGAAGACUGGCUAAAAUCAUGGACUGACAAUGAUCGUUUUUCCAAACGACACAGACUUUAUUAUGAUAGUAAUAAAGCAUAUAUUCCUGUUAAGAGAAAUCAGUUACGUUCGUAACUGUUUUAUCGCGUUGAUUACGCCUUUUUGAGGGUAAAUUUGAUGUGAUUUCGACAAAAUGUCAACUAAUCUGUCACCUUUUUCUAUGGACCUAAUCGGUCGAAGUCCAUAUAUAUUGUGUGAAAUGUAUAUAGUAACAUGUCGAUUUUUGUCGGUCUUUCUAAAAUGAGAGUGAUUGCUAUAAUUUUUACUAUCAGAUUCACAGUAAACUUCUUUUCUUAAAAUGAUUUUUUUAAAUUUACGGCUUCAUAGUAAUCAAUCUCGUGCUUUUUCACGAGAGAGAAAAUUAAACCUUGUCUUGUCGACGAUCGUGAAUUGACCCCGUUGGUACUGAAAUGUCAAAUGGAACAUUGUUCUCAAAAAUCAAAAGAAGUGUCAAAUAUUUAACCAAUAACAAAACACCAUUUGUCUUUAUGCUUAAUUGCUGACAUCUGGUGGAAGGCAUUUUGUUAUUUUUUUAUUGAAACAAAUGUAAUUUCUGAAGAUUCUUGAUUUGUAACGAAUCUGCCGACAAAUAAGAAUCAUACAUUUAUAAUUUAUUUUUAAUAUUCAGACAAAAAGGAAUCGUGAAAUCUAUCGCAUUUUUAUAUUGUUUAACGCUAUGACUAGAUAAAAUCUGGCGAUAUUACAAUAUCAAAUCACUUAUCUAUUAUGUGUAUAACUUGAUUAAUUAUAACGUGAGAUCUUAUAAUCUGGUUUAUAUUUUAGUAGCUCACAACGUACGGUCAACAUCAACCUACCCAAAUUAUGAGUGAGUUAUAUGCAGGGUAACUUUAUAUGCGUUUGAGUACUAUUUCAUUAUAUUUAUCAAAGAUUUUUCAAAAAUAUUUUAUUGAUCAAUAAUAUUACCACGAUAUUGAUAUUAAAUUAUGAUCAGUACGGAUCGUUACAAAAUAACAGAUACGUAUAUGAAACUAAAAAUUAGGCAAUUAUAAUGAACUGUAUACAAUUUUUUUCAAAAGAACAGUAUGUUAGAAUUUUGAGUGAUCGGUUUACAAGUUUGAAAUCACUGGCGUUCUCAUAAGAGCAAUAGCAAAUAUACCUAUAUUUAUUUUACUAGUUUUACAAUUCACUUAUCCUUCGUCAAUGUUGUGAUGUGAAAGAAAAUAUAGUAAAAGGAAUAGUAAAGGGAAUGUUAAGAUGGUCUGGUCACGUGGAGAGGAUGAAUGAAAGCAGGAUGACUAAGGAAAUACAAAGAGUGUGGAUGGAAAGGUAGAAGUAAAAAGGCCUAGACGAACGAACCUUGAUUAAAUUAAGGACUUCCUAGUAAAAAGUCAAGUCAAGAUCACCCGAAACCGCCGAACUUGCAUGAAGAGAGUUAUGAAUGUGGAUGAAGCGAAAAAAGUAUGCAGAGAUCGUGGUAAGUGGUACCUACCCCUCCGGGAAAAAGGCGUUAUUUAUGUAUAUAUAUGCAUCGUCAAAUAGAGACGUUAAUACAUAGCCAACAUAAUACUGUCCAAUAAUGAAUACCAAAGCAUCCACAAAUAUGUUGCGUCAAUAUAACGCCUUUAAAGCUGACAAGUUAAAUUACUAAUAAAGUAAAAUUUAAUGAUUUUCGAAUAUGUCAUUUUAUUUUUGAUGUUGUAUAGAAAUGCACUUAUCGGGAACGUCAGUGAAAUUAGUGUGUUGUGGUGUCAGAUCUUAACCAAUAACAAAGCAGCAUAAGUCCUUAUACUUACAUACUGAAAUAAGGCGUGAGGCAUUUUAAAAAAAACCCUCUUUGAUUCUGUAACCCAUCUGAGAAGUUAGCCAAGCGCUGAAGAGAGAAGAGUCUGUAUUAUAGUUUUUUUUUAUUAUUAAUUUUAAUUUUAAAUUGUUUGCGCGUUGUUUAGUUGUAAUUAUUUCGGCUGGUCAAUCUUGUGUUUGAUGUAAAUUGCGCCCUAAAGCGUUAUUUUUAGGGAACAUUUUUCAGUCUUAAAUCAAAGUUAAUAAAUUAUGUCGUAUGUGACCAUAAGAGAAAUUAUAACUCUUUAAGGAUGCAAUUCGGUACUCGAUGCAGCCGAUAUUUCCUUACCUUCCUCCUUAAUGGAAUGGUUUUAACAGCACUUUUUCUUCAGUCGUGUCUCAGUGGAACGCUUUUGUUGUGGACACUGGGGCAACCGGCUACUUAAGAAAAAUUCAAGAUUUCCAAAACAUAUUCAAUACAGUUCGCGGGUUUGUUAACUUUGGUUUAGCACUUCACAUGCCGUAGUAUAUAAAUAAUUAAAUCAAAACGUGUGAUGUACCUAUUUUAAUGGCAUCUUAUAAUAAAUCGGCGAUGACGAUAAUAACAAAAAAAAUAUAUAUAAAUGUAAUAUUAUAAGACGGAAUGAAAUUGGAAAUGUUAAAUUAUAACAAUGUAUCGUUAUUUUCACAAAUAAUUUUAAAUUUAACGGUUUUUUAAAAUAAUGACGGUAGUUGUGCUCCCGUUUUUGAUUUUAGAGGGUAAUUCGCACGUUUUUUGUAAGGGCGAUACGAUUUAGUUACGGAUAUUGUUUUAAGUGUACCAAAAAGUCCUGUGGUCGCGGCGCUCUGGCGGCGCCGCAGUGAUGAUUCUCUGUAGUUAUAGGUAUAUUAAAAUAAAACAAUAAACAUACAA
Molecule: messenger RNA, 7109 nt
Organism: Amyelois transitella
Lineage: Eukaryota; Metazoa; Arthropoda; Insecta; Lepidoptera; Pyralidae
Gene: pds5
Product: sister chromatid cohesion protein PDS5 homolog B-B
Exons: 19
Coding region: 252-3824 (1190 amino acids)
Biological process (GO): mitotic sister chromatid cohesion; DNA repair
Cellular component (GO): nucleus; chromatin
Source: RefSeq, a predicted model, not a curated record